AUGGCCUCAAGAGAGUCUCCAGGCUCACCGUUAUCCUCGGUGGGCUCCAUGGACGGAUCAGACCAUGAAGACAGCCGCGCGCACUCGCCCUCGACGUCAAACAUGCCGCCCUCGAAACGGCGUCGCACUGGGGGCCCUCCCUGGAUUAACAAAGAACGACACACACCACAGUCAUCAGUUUGCGACGAAAACCAUCCUCCCCCAUCCCCAACCGCCUCAAUCUCCUCCGACAGCUCCGCCGACAUCCCCAACUCUCCAAGCCUCCUUGCUCUCCUGGGCACCAAUCAAGAAGAUGACUACAGCGGCCAAAGCACCGACCAAGUCACCAUCUGCCGAUGGGACGGGUGCACAGCCGGCGACCUCGGAAACAUGGAUGGGCUGGUGUCUCACCUGCACAACGAACACAUCGGGAGCCGACAGAAACGGUACUCGUGCGAGUGGACCGACUGCACCCGCAAAGGUCAAACGCACGCCAGCGCUUAUGCCCUCCGCGCCCACAUGAGAAGUCACACCCGCGAGAAACCUUUCUACUGCACACUACCAGAAUGUGAUCGCAACUUCACCCGCUCCGACGCCCUCACUAAGCACAUGCGCUCUGUUCACGAAACUGAUACCAUGCGUCCCAACGACGCAAUUGGCAAAGCCGGCUCUUCGACCGGAACUCCCGCCUCGAAGCUCCAGCGCAUUCGACUAAAACUCACCCAGCCCCGCGAGCCUGGCUCCGAGGCAGAACCUCAUGUCGAAGCCCCGGUUGCCCCGCCAGUGCCAUCGAUCCCAACGGAGCAUGAUCUGGAGGAGAAUUCCAUGCCUGAAUUUGGCCCGGAGCUCGAGCUAGAUGAUCAUGAACUCUCUUUACCCGCACGAGACCUAUACCGUCUCCUUCGACGCCAGAUUGUAUGGGCCGGAAAAGAGACGGCACAAUUGCAGGCUGAGUGGGAGGGGAUUCGACCGAAGCGCGAGGCAGCAUGGCGUGAGAAAGAAGCCAUCUUCGACGAUCUGAUUGAUGCCGAGGUUGGACUUUUGAGCGCUAUGGUUGGCUCGGUCCCUCCAGCCAAUCUCACCACUAGUCUGGAGAAAUUGCAAAGACAGCAAGAACAGUUCCACAACCAACAGGAGCAGCUUGCUAGGGCCGCUGAGCCUCCUUAUGUUGAGGGUGCUUAG
This is a messenger RNA of Penicillium olsonii, 1161 nucleotides long. The record is from the annotation of a GenBank genome assembly. Lineage: Eukaryota; Fungi; Ascomycota; Eurotiomycetes; Eurotiales; Aspergillaceae.